This is a messenger RNA of Zeugodacus cucurbitae (melon fly), 460 nucleotides long. RefSeq lists its product as uncharacterized. NCBI's taxonomy places the organism in Eukaryota, Metazoa, Arthropoda, Insecta, Diptera, Tephritidae. The coding region runs from base 1 to 153 and encodes 50 amino acids. The transcript has a single exon. The record is from RefSeq and is a predicted model, not a curated record.
AUGACUGUAGCCCGCUUGGCAAGGAAGUACGGAGCAGUGAUAUUCUUCCCCACAUUUACAGUAACAACGAUAUUAGCCGACUGGACACAUACACGUGCCUGGAAAGAACAACAACGUCUACUUGCUAAAAGCAAAGAAUUAUUAACCGAUUAGGCAGACUCAGUGAGCAAACAGAACACAACAAUAUGAUUGGGUUGGACAAACGCUAUGUAUGGGCUGUGUUGCCCUUUAUUGGUUUUGCCAUUGGCCACUUCUUAGAUAAGAAGGAAACCGAACGUAUGGUACUGUUCCGUGAUAAGAGCGCACUCUAUGCUCGUCCAGCCGGUUCAGAAGGCAAACCUCCAUCUUGGUAACUACCAUGGCGUUUAUAAGUAAAAAAUUGUCCACUUUAAGUACCAUUAAAAGAAAUGUGAAAUAAGAAAGUUUGUGUUUUAAAUAAAUGCAAAUGUUGUAAACGAAA